Molecule: messenger RNA, 900 nt
Organism: Acanthosepion pharaonis
Lineage: Eukaryota; Metazoa; Mollusca; Cephalopoda; Sepiida; Sepiidae
Source: the annotation of a GenBank genome assembly
AUGGUCCGUUCUCUGACUGGGUUCGGCAAAGGAGGACCUUGUCAUUUUAAAUGUCCCGACGGUAGCAUGCCAAGACCAAACCCAGUCCAUGCAUCUACAACAAAUGGAUGUGGAGUUUUUGGCUUUCAGGUGGAUUCCCAGCUGUUUCCAGCUGUUACAACGUGUUGUGAAAAGCAUGACAUCUGUUAUGACAAGUGCAACAGUGAUAAAAGUAAAUGUGACACAGACUUUCAAACCUGCCUGCGAAUGAUUUGCAAAAACUUACACAAAGCUACUGGUGGUACAGAACUCUAUGAGGGAUGCGUAAGUAUUGCAGAUUUGGCAUACAAAGCCACAGAUGCUGCUGGAUGUAAAACAUUUUUGGAAUCUCAGAGCAAUGCUUGUAUUUGUGAUGGUUCUCAAGGUACAGAUGGAAAGCCUCCACCUCCAGGUUGGAAAGGGACAGAUCAAAAUUCAACAACCCCACCCAAUGCUGAUACAGCCACUCAUACCAAUCUUCCUCCUGAUAAAAGUGGCUCUGCCAACUCAAAAGACACAUCAGCUGAUUCAUUUUCAGCAUCUGAGAAGAAAAAAAGUGGCUCAUUUGAUGAUUUGAACAAGAAAUCUAAAAGCAAAGACAAGUCGCAACAGGGGAAAGAAGAGAAUCCAAACUCAUUCGGCCAAGAAGAUUCUCAGGGCAAUGUUAUAUAUGAUCAUGCGAAUAUCAUAAAAACGAACAUGGAUAAAACAAAUAACCGUCAACGUGGAAAGUAUGAAGAUCGAAAAAAGGACCAGAAAGGAUCUGGCAAAAAAAAGCAUGUGCACUACAACGACGAAGAAUUUGACAGUGAUGAGGAUUCUGAUACUCGAGGUGGAAAAUUACCAAGACGUAAAGGAGGAAAACGAAGGGAUGAGUUUUAA